CUCCAUUCACACACGCGCACUCCCCACCCCACACUUCGGCUCUUCGUCUCCUCUCAAAGUUUGGUUCGCAGCUGAUGAAGAUGCUGAGCUGAUGAUCACUUUUGAUGGUCUCCUCCAGCCUGUCGGACAGACCAGAGCGGCUCCCGGACCUGAACCGGACCCGAACACAAACGGAACUUCGUCCUGCUUUCCUGGAGCAUUUGGGAUUUGGAUUCUGCCCGCUGACUGAGAUGGGCUUUGAGUCCAGAAAGAAAGUGAAGCUGUUUUAGUUGAAAUCUGGAGAUUGGCCCCCGCAGCCCCCGCAGCCCCAUCCCCAGUCCUCCCGGGCCUCCCUCCCUCAGAGGCGGUAAUGCUAGCGGUGGGUCAGAUGGACGGGUCCCGACAGAGCGCCUUCCUCCUCAGCACUCCACCUCUGGCAGCUCUGCACAGCAUGACCGAGAUGAAGACCCCCCUGUACCCGGCCUAUCCCCUCUCCACCUGUCCCAACUCCUCCACCUCUCCCGCCACCACAUCUCCUAACCCAGGCGGCAUGGCCGUGUCUUCCCCCGGGAUCAAGAGUUCCACCGGGCUGUCCUCGGGCCUCGGCUCCCCGCAGCAGUGCUCCUCUGCAACUCCGCACGGAAUUAACGACAUCCUCAACCGGCCGGUCGUCUCCUCAGCUGGCACCACGGCGGUCGUAGCUGCUGCAGCCGCCGCCGCCGCCUCCUCAUCUGCUGGGAUUCUGUCAGGACUGCCCAGGUUCAGCAGCCUCAGCCCGCCGCCACCUCCCGGACUUUACUUCAGCCCCAGCGCGGCGGCUGUGGCCGUGGCCCGGUACCCGAAGCCGCUGGCAGAUCUCCCGGGAAGGACGCCGAUCUUUUGGCCAGGAGUUAUGCAAAGUCCGCACUGGAGAGACGCCAGGUUCGCUUGUUCACCCCAUCAGAACUCAGUGUUACUGGACAAAGAUGGGAAAAGGAAGCACACUCGGCCCACUUUCUCUGGGCAGCAGAUCUUUGCGCUGGAAAAGACUUUUGAACAAACCAAAUAUCUGGCGGGGCCAGAGAGAGCGCGGCUGGCCUACUCUCUGGGGAUGACCGAGAGCCAAGUGAAGGUGUGGUUCCAGAACAGAAGGACCAAGUGGAGGAAGAAGCACGCAGCGGAAAUGGCAUCCGCGAAGAAGAAGCAGGACUCGGAGACGGAGCGGCUCAAAGGAACGUCGGACAAUGAGGAGGAGGACGACGACUACAACAAACCUCUGGACCCGAACUCGGACGAUGAAAAGAUCACACAGCUGCUGAAAAAACACAAACCGGGCUCUGCGCUGCUGAUGCACACAUCUGAAAACGACAGCUCUUAAUUCACUUCUAUUUCCUGUUCCGAGGAGGAUCUGGCGGGACGAACUCAUGGAUUCGGUUCACUUUGUGAAUGUUUCUCUGCGUGGCGAAAGAGGAUACACACAUCCGGUUCACAGAGAAGACUUUAGCUGUAAAUAGAAGCGUGAGUUGUAUGAAUAGAAAUUGCUAUUGAAUCAUUGCUGUGAAUAAUUUAUGUGUAGUUUUUUUUUCUUAUUUGUUUUGUACAGAAACGAUUCUCCCAGAUCAGCGGUAAACACGUUUUUGUUUUGAUCUGACAGCAGAGGUAUUUUUUCUGUCUGUCCCUGAACGCCUCUUGAUCUGUCAGAUAAAACCGCAGCUGCACCUGAGGUCGCUAACACACACACACACACACACACACACACACACACACACACACACACACACACACACACACACACACACCCCACUGGUGAACCCUGUGAAGCUGUGGAAGCGGCCUGCAGCAGCUUCAUGUAAAGCACUUUUAUUUAAUAAAAACUCUAAAGUUGG
Xiphophorus couchianus (Monterrey platyfish) is the source of this 1844-nucleotide messenger RNA. RefSeq names its product NK6 homeobox 1 (gene nkx6-1). The transcript is spliced from 3 exons. The record is from RefSeq and is a predicted model, not a curated record. NCBI's taxonomy places the organism in Eukaryota, Metazoa, Chordata, Actinopteri, Cyprinodontiformes, Poeciliidae. Bases 350 to 1336 code for a protein of 328 amino acids. Gene Ontology annotation, molecular function: RNA polymerase II cis-regulatory region sequence-specific DNA binding; DNA-binding transcription factor activity, RNA polymerase II-specific. Gene Ontology annotation, cellular component: nucleus. Gene Ontology annotation, biological process: regulation of transcription by RNA polymerase II; cell differentiation.